AUGAUCCCAACGGGGGAAUCCUCAUCGUAUGCUACUAACCCAAAUGCUCACUUGGAAUCGCGUUCUGACAAGGUACAUAUCGGAGCAGGUAUUGCCGGUUUGACGCUGGCCCAGGCCCUGCGUCGUCAUGGAGUUCCUUGCACGGUGUUUGAGCGCGAUGAAUCUGCCGAGGUCCGAAAUCAGGGAUGGGGUGUUUCCAUCCACUCGACUCUGACUACGUGGGAAGCGCAUAUCCUGCCGGAGAUCUAUGACGGCGUUUGCGAGGCACAGGUGAAUCCUGCUAUCGGCCGCGAUGAAGUCCGCGGUGUGCCCUGGAUUAAUGGCGCUACUGGAAAGGUUGAGCAGUCUGUCCCGAAGAGUAAGAGGCUCAGGCUGAGACGGGAUGGAAUCCGGAAGGCUCUAAUGGAGGGUCUGGAAAUCAGGUGGGGCAAACGUCUUGUGAACAUUGUGAAGGUUGAUGGUGGUGUCCGAGCUGAGUUCACGGAUGGCUCGAGUAUUUUCGGGGAUGCCUUGGUGGGUGCAGAUGGCUCGACCUCGAUUGUGCGCAAGUUCCUCGCGCCAACAACCCACGAGCUGCACCGCCUUCCCAUCAAUGCUGUGGGCUGUGCCCUGACUAUGAGCGAGGAACAGGUCAACUACUUCAAAGACCACGUUGAUCCACUCUAUUUUAUGGGUACUCAUCCAGAAACAAAUACCUUUGUCUUCUGGUCUUUGUUGGAUACUCCUACGACUUCCGGGCAGCCUUACCGGGCUCAAGUGUACUUCUCCUGGAUUGCAUCCGAUGCCGACGACGAGCUGUUGAAACAGCCAUUGCUGGAUGUUUUCAAGCAGAAGGGCAGACAGUUCUUCCCUCGCAUGCGGGAUAUGGUCGAGGCCCUGCCUGAGGAUACCGUCAUUACCAAGGUCAACCUGGUUGACUGGCCCUCUGUUGAGUGGAACAAUUGGGACGGCACCUGCACUCUGAUCGGUGAUGCGGCUCAUUGUAUGGUGAUCUAUCGCGGCGAGGGAGUAAACCAUGCCAUUGUGGACGCCUGUCAACUCGCUCAUACUAUCAAAUCAGCUGCUGAUGGCCACAUGUCAAUCAGUGACGCUGUCAGAGCUUAUGAGAAGCAGAUGCGCCCACGUGCUAAAGAGGCCGUGGAAACUAGUAGACAGGCUGGGCACGAUGGUCAUUGCUACGCUAAGGUUGACAAGGAAGGGAGCUUUGCCCUUCUAGGCGAGAAGCCGGUCUAA
This is a messenger RNA of Penicillium coprophilum, 1233 nucleotides long. RefSeq names its product FAD-dependent oxidoreductase. Gene Ontology annotation, molecular function: FAD binding. Lineage: Eukaryota; Fungi; Ascomycota; Eurotiomycetes; Eurotiales; Aspergillaceae. The coding region runs from base 1 to 1233 and encodes 410 amino acids. The transcript has 3 exons. The record is from RefSeq and is a predicted model, not a curated record.